CUCCCUCCGCCGCCCCGGCACGGACCGCAAUGAUUUAGAAGUUCAGGAAUCCCACGUGACGUCACGGAGGGUGAUGUAAUGCUUCUCUAAAUAGAUCGUAUUGUAACCUUCCCUCAGUCCAACGUGGUUCCUCCAGCCGGGCUGCUGGUCCCGUCCCUUCGGCACUUGUGCGAUUUAUGAGGAAUCAGAGAUGAACUUGGAGCAGGAGAGGCCUUUUGUCUGCAGUGCCCCAGGCUGCUCACAGCGUUUUCCAACAGAGGAUCAUCUGAUGAUUCACAGGCACAAACAUGAAAUGACUUUGAAGUUUCCUUCAAUAAAAACAGAUAAUAUGUUAUCAGAUCAGACUCCUACACCAACACGCUUUCUGAAGAACUGUGAGGAAGUGGGCCUCUUCAAUGAUAUUGAUUGCUCCUUAGAGCACGAGUUUAGAAAGGCACAAGAAGAAGAGAACAACAAAAGGAAUAUCUCCAUGCAUAACACAGUUGGAGGAGCAAUGGCCGGUCCUGGAUCUCACCAGCUCACAAAUACAAGGAUGCCAAACCACGACACCAGCGUUGUGAUUCAACAAGCCAUGCCAUCUCCACAGUCCAGUUCUGUCAUUACGCAAGCACCUUCUACAAAUCGACAGAUUGGGCCUGUCCCAGGUUCUCUGUCUUCACUACUGCACCUACACAACCGACAAAGACAGCCCAUGCCUGCCUCUAUGCCUGGCACCCUGCCCAAUCCUACCAUGCCUGGAUCCUCUGCUGUACUAAUGCCUAUGGAGCGACAAAUGUCAAUGAACUCCAACAUCAUGGGAAUGCAGGGGCCAAACCUCAAUAAUCCAUGUGCUUCACCUCAAGUACCCCCAAUGCAUUCAGAAGCCAAAAUGAGAUUGAAGGCAGCGCUAACUCAUCAUCCUGCCACCAUGUCAAAUGGGAAUAUGAACACCAUGGGCCACAUGAUGGAAAUGAUGAGCUCGAGACAGGACCAGACACCGCACCAUCACAUGCACUCACAUCCUCAUCAGCACCAGACCCUGCCACCUCAUCAUUCAUACCCACAUCAGCACCAGCAUCCGGCGCACCAUCCUCAUCCUCAGCCUCAUCACCAGCAGAAUCAUCCUCACCACCACUCCCACUCGCACCUUCAUGCACACCCGGCACAUCACCAGACCUCGCCGCACCCCCCCCUGCACUCAGGUGGACAAGCACAGGUUUCACCAGCAGCCCAGCAGAUGCAGCCCACUCAGACAAUACAGCCGCCGCAGCCGACCGGGGGCCGCCGGAGAAGGGUGGUGGAUGAAGACCCCGACGAGAGAAGGCGGAAAUUUCUGGAAAGGAACCGAGCCGCCGCCACGCGCUGCCGACAGAAGAGGAAGGUCUGGGUGAUGUCACUGGAAAAGAAAGCAGAAGAACUCACCCAGACAAACAUGCAGCUUCAGAACGAGGUUUCCAUGCUGAAAAAUGAGGUAGCACAGCUGAAACAGUUAUUGUUAACACAUAAAGACUGUCCGAUAACAGCUAUGCAGAAAGAAUCACAAGGAUAUCUAAGUCCUGAGAGUAGUCCUCCUGCAAGCCCUGUCCCAGCUUGCUCCCAGCAGCAAGUCAUCCAGCACAACACCAUUACAACUUCGUCCUCUGUCAGCGACGUCGUGGGGAGCUCUACUCUCACCCAGCUCGCCAGCCACAGAACAGAUAUCAACCCAAUCCUUUAAGACUGACUGAUCAGAAACUGCUAUGGGAGUGUGGUAGCGUAUCAAAGCGUGCUUUGUGCUAAGGACAUUUUCAACAGUAACUCAAGUCUGGAAGAUUCCUCUGUCCUUGAAAGACUGUGGCUUUCAUUUUUAUAGUUAUUAAAAUGUCUUUUGUACUUAGUUACAUAAAAGGGAGUUAUGCAAUUAAUAUGCUAUCAGCUUGAGAAAUGCUUUGAUGCUUUCUCCAGUUUUUUUGGUACCAGUUACUUGUUUAUAAACCUAACUGUUUCUGUACAUAGUUAUGUUUCCUUCUCACCAAUCUAGCCUGAAGCCUCAGAAAUACAGAGUUGUGUUAAACUGCAGCUUGUUAGCAGACAUGAGGCAUGAAAAGUAUUAAACAGAGCCAUACAUAGGUAACUAGGAUUAAUUAGGCUAUAAAUAUAGAGAGAGGGCAUCUGCUGACAGCAUAAUAAAAAAUGAGUUAGUGUUGUGCUAUCACCAGAACCCCAUCUUGUAUUCAGAGCCUCUUUCAAAGUGGUUAUAUAAUAUUGGCUAUCAGAACAAAACCCCAAAUAAUGUGCUCUUUUGUCUAGCUUUCCUCCUUCGGCUCUCUAUCGUCCCUGUCUUUUUUGUCCUUCAGUCAUUCUUAAAUGUUCCUUUUCCCUCUCCAAACCCUCUACCCUUUUCUUCUCCAAGCUUCUUCUUGCUUUUUUUUUCAUUCCAAGACUUGCUCACUUCUCUCUCUUUUUAUCCCCUUUCUAAGAACAGUGAUGAAGAAGCAAAGACUUCAAGCCCACCUAAAAACUGUUGGCAUGGCUGUUGCUUUCACUAGCUCUUCACCCACAGCUGGGCUGCACUGAGCAUUUAUGUUUAAAAAAAUAGAAAUGCUCCUGAUUUAGUGUUUUUAAUAAACAGUGAAAGGCGAAAGCAGUGUAGUCACAGGUGAAGCACGAUUGAGAGCCAGCUGUGUUGAUGCUAGCAGCCAUGUAAGCUUGUGAGGUAAAUGUCUGUGGCACAGUACAGGCCUAGCAAAUAACACCUGAGAAUUACAGCAUUUUUUUGCACUGCCAGUCAUUGACAUAGGAAAUCCAUGUAGUAUAUAAUAAUUCAGAAAAGUUCUGUUCCCUAACCUGGUUACAUUGUUUUAUCAUCGAAUGCUAACAGCCUCAGAUUUCAUGGGCUACAAAUGAAAAAUAAAUCAGCGUAACUGUUCUGACCAGUUGGAAAAAUGCCAUUUCUAAUUACCAGGGGAAGACCUGUUCUUUGCAGGCAUUCCUUUAAACAUACAUGAACUGGAUCUUUAGCUGGCAGACAUCAGUGUAGCUUCACUGACUUUAAUGGCACUUAUGCCAGUUUACUGCAGGUAAGGAGCUGUCUCAUGACACUAAAAAAAUAAAAAAGAAGCAUGCAGCAGCUAAAAAAUACUGCAAGAAUGGCAAAUUCCAUUACUCUCUCUGGGUGAAACUCAGUCCUGCGAAGAGGGUCUAUAAAAGGGCCUUAUGCCACAAUUAAGGUUUUUGUUUGGACUAUGUGCCAGCCCGUCAGCACUACUGAUUUGCAUCCCAGAGUAGUACCAGUGAUUGAUGGGAAAAUCAGAUGAAGAUGAUGCCAGUUAAUUAUGUUACCUUUCAGCAUACUGGGACCUGAUUUUGCUCUCAAGUCUGUCAGUGGCAAAACCUCCUGCUGGUUCCCAUGGGAGCAGGAUCAGGCUCUGAGCUGGUGAUAAAUGUUCAAACAUUCUGAACUGCAUUUUUAAUAACAAAAGCUAAUUAAUGUUAUUCCUGGCAAAUACUCUAGUCCUGAACAUACUUUGUUCUGAAGCUAAGUUCUUGUUCUCAAAGGCUGUUUCUUUGGUAUGAGCAGAGUGGUAGUUUUAAAAGGGUGACUCUUCUCAGUGUGGGGAGGGAGAGUUAAACAAAUGAAGCGUGAGGCACUGUAAUGAGCAGAGCCCAUUUGGAAGGAAAAGCAAAAUUCUGAGGAUCAUUCAUUUCUGAAUUAGUUCUUAUCUUGGUAACUAACUUUUUAUCAGUAUUCUUUAACAACUGUCUUUCCAUUUAUGCAAAUACAUUCAAAAGAAAAGGAUUUUUAAUGUACAGUGUAAAUCUUGACUUGAUUAUAUAGUCUAAGAACAAAAAAAAAUUACGAAAAAAUACAAAUGUAAAGGAUUUUCUAUUAUAUUUUAGACAAACAUAUGCUUUUAAAAUGUUUUAAAUACUGAAUCUAUAAUUUUUUUUUAACCUCCAGUUGUAAUAGCUAAAUGGUUGUGCUUCAUCAUGGCUCCCAAGGGAACUUUUUUCAAAUAUGCAGUUGAGCAAAAUGUUCCAGCUGAGUAUCCACUAUGUAAAAAAAAAAAGCAUUUCCCAUGUGUCUGAAUUUCAUCAUUCACCAUGAAAGAUAGAAUGCCAUCAUAGGGUUAAUUUAAAAACUUUCCCUCUAUAUGGGUAGCACUUAAAUGCAUUUAAAAAUAAAAAUCAAAGUUGUUGGUAAUAUUAGAUUACCCAGUUGAGCUACACUGCACUAGAAUUAAGGUUUAGCUUCAUUUUUAUUCAGUCUCCUCAAUUAAAAUAUUUAGCUGUUAAACUGAAAGAAAAAGAAAAAAAGCAAAAAAAUACAAAAACCUUGCCUAAGUUUUGUUAAAUUCAGCAACUUGACAGUUUGACUGAUGUGUAUUAUAUAUAGCUCAAUUAUUUCUUUUUUUAAUGCUAACUAGGCAAGCCAACCACACAUGUUGGCCUAAAUGUGUAAUUACAAUGAAAUGUCUCCUCUCUAUACUAUUGGCCUUUAGGUAUAAUCAUUGCUAGUGAUGUGGAAAUAAGUAAAGGAUGAAAAGCUAUUUGCUAUUGCUUCUUGUAACUCUGUCGCAGGUUCACAGGCCAAGACAACAUGCAGCAUAUUUAUAUUAGCUAUAUCGGUAAAAGGACCAACCAUAUCAGCACCUUAUAUUAUUCAUCAGAUUCACUUCCACAUUAAAAUAUGCUUGUUUCCUGGAGGACUGGUCUUGCAGCCCUCACUUAAGUUGCUAGCGCCUCCGUGCACUGGAGACUGGCUGAGUAAGGGUUGCAGGAAAAGCCCUGGUGUCUCUGUGCCGUUUGGUUAUGGUUUCGGUGGAAGUGGUCUCUCCUUCUAAGCACAUCAUUCGAAAUGCACUUACCAUGCUCUUGCAUUCGAGGAGAAAUCCUGCUUUUCCAUGAGCUGCUACUGGAGACUGAUACGCUUUUCUCCUGCCUUUCAAAUUCAGCCCGCUGCAGUGCUUGCCGGGCUCUGUACCCGUCUCACGGCCGGCGUGGACUAUUUGGACAGCUUCCCUCCUUCGCCUUCCCCAGGGUUAACAAGGCGGCGAGUCUCGGUGCACUUCUUAUUCAGAAGGAAGCCUCCAGAUGUUAAAGGUAUUUCUGUGGACAGCAUCUCUCGUUGUGCGACAUCAGAAGUACGUUGGAAAUCUCAGCCACGGACAAUUGCAAUACUUUUAUCGCGAAGAAACUAUGCUGUGAUUCAGUUCUUUCUUCCCCAUCCCCCUCCCCCUGAGUCAAUUUAUGCAAGCCAUAUUCCUAACACUGCCUGUGGGAGACAAGUAGUUUGUGUGCUAUCAUGGUGUGUUUUAUAAGGACGACGAUGGUGAUUUAUGGAGAAUUUCAUGCUGUUUUGAGUUAAUUCCUGCUACGAAACUAAAUGUAUGCUGCCCAUGUUCUGAACAGUGGAAAGUCAAUGGUUCAGUGCCUCAGUACGUGUGGAUGUAGUGUGUUAACUGACUCUGUCCUGUUAACUAACAAGCCAGCUAUAACUGUUGUUAAAUGCCCAACUUUUGAGGAUUCAUAUUUUUUUAAGCAACAAUAUUUAGUGUUUAAAACUAGCCUUUUAGUUUAGGUAAAAUGUGCUUUUUAGCAGCUAAUACCUUUUUUUUUAAAAAAAAAGCGUAUAGAGUGAAUUUAUGAAAAUUCAUGAGGACCAAAGCAAUUUUAAAACAGGAAUCUAUUAAUUUAGUAUUCACAUAGAAUUUUAUAAAGUAUUUAUUAAUAAAUGUUAUUUUAACACAUUCCAUUUGAACAGUAUUCUUGUACAGAAUCUGUUUGUUUGUUUUUUAAGUUACAAUAUUAGUUUUGCAAUAAACUACUCUAGGUGUGUGUGCAUCUUAAUCUUUCAGGGUCUCAAGCAGAAGCCAUCCAUCUAAGAUGGAAAAGUUUGCUGAGGUCAGUUGUACAGAAAUUCCUAGAAUUAAAUGUUUUCCUUAAAGCAGCAUCUGCUUUUUUUUUUUUUUUUUUUUUUUGGUAGCAGCAAAACAAAUUAUGAACCUUCAGUUGUUUCCUUUCUAUUGGAAAAUGUGCUCUCUCAUUUUAGAAAGCACGGGUCAACAUAUAACUGGAAAGUCUGUCUUCUUUUUCAGGCUGAUUACAUACAUCACCAUGGAAGAUCUAACCCCAUCCUUCUUUCUUUUCUGAUAUCACAUAGUGAGUUGCACUAUACUGCCUUAUCAUUGCCUCUUCUGUCCUUUUACUAAGCAGUGUUCCUUAGAUUUAGACCACUGAAACUCCAUUAUACAUCAGAUAAAAUUACUGGAGGGGGAAGAAGAAAAAAAGAUUGAUCUGUAGACAUGAAAACUAAACUGUGCCUAUAAACAAAACCAGUUACAACUAAUUAGUAUCUUAUUUCUACGUUUCAAUUAUUUAUAUUAUUUUAAAAUUGCACUUUAGCUCUCACUGUCUUUCUUGCUCUCCCCUGUUGAAUCAUUUAUAAUACUCUUGUAAAACAUUUGCACCAGAUACAUUUAUAUGCUUUCACUGGUGGCAUAUCUACAACUUGUCUCUCACACCUGCCCAAAAGGAGAAGCUGAGAACAGCCAGUCUGCAGUGUGACUUAGACUUUACACCCUCUUCAUGAUAGCAUAUAAAUGUUUUAUUAUGCAAAGUGUGUGAGGCAGCAUCUAAGCUACGUUUGUAAUCUCUCAUCCUGAGAACCAAAGUGUCCUGUAUAUCGUAGGUCAGGAGACUGGCUCUGUUGUGCAUUAUAAUGCACUUUUGACUGUUGUCCAACCCACAGUAGCUGUGAAGCUGCAGUGGUAACAGUGGCCAUACAAUGUAUUAGACUUCUAAACAAUAAAAUAUGUUGCCUUAUAACUUGACUAGGGACAGCACCUUUAAAAAAAGAAAGAAUAAGAAAAGAGACUAAAAACUUCUAAGGACAAACAAAAGCAAUAAAAUCUCAAGUGAACUGAACACCAAAAAACCUGUUCAAUUUUUCAUCAUGUGAAAUAAUCAUCUUAUUGCAAAGACAAAGGAGACAGUUUACGUCUGUUACAUCUUUUUUCAGAGCUUACUGUUAUCUCAGUUUUAUCAGUGGCUUUACAUUUAGAGCUAAAUUGCUUACCAGUAUUGUUUUUUUCCAUAGCUUUCAAAACUAUAGCAAAUGUUAAAACUCUGUGAGGCCAAAAGUGUCAGUGUCCACACACACACACACAAAAGAUUGAUUCUCUAAGUGGAAAUCUGAUCCUUUCCCAGGCUCUCCUUGGACUGGAAUCAAUAAUUACAACUCGCUAUAUUUAGACCUAUGUGUAAUACCUGGUAUUCAGGAUCUCCAGUUCUAUAUUUAUGCAAAUUAAACAUUAUUUAUGUUGUUUCACUUGGCAGAACUGUUUCCGAACCCUACUGUAAUAGCAUGCCAUCUUAUGUUGUAAGACUAUUAGACCCAAACCUCUUUUCAACUAAUAUCUUUCAAACAGGCUUCUGAAUGAAGACUGAAAAUUCAUUCUGGCUUUACAGAAAGCGCAGCAGUGUCAGGAAACAAGGGGGAGGGAGGGCUGAUAGGGCAUUUGAAGGGAACUGUUUUCCUCGCUGGAAUCUAGGAAAUUCCAGAGACGUUUUUUUCCCCACUCCCCAGGAGCUGAGAUUGCUAUGAGAUCCCUGUCAGAGACGACCUUUACCAUGUUUCCAAAAGACAAAGUAUUUUGCACGCAAGGUGUAUUCACUCUUCAGAAGAAGAAUAAUUGCCACUGAGAGUUUUGCCAAGGACUUUAGCAUCGAGACCUGAGUGUUUCCAAGGCCAUGUUCGUGAGCUCUGUACUUUUGUCUGUAACAGCUCAACUGAAACACUGGGUUGCAAUCAUCAGUCAAAGUUGCUUCUUUGGAAUAUUGUCAUUGUCCUGGUUUUAAGGAACUUUUAGCACUGCUUGGAGUAAGCCUAAACUAUCGAAGUUUAUAUAUAUAAAUAUAUAUAUUAUAUUAAAAAAGGUGCUGUCACAGUAAGUUUUGGGCUUGAGGUUGUUUGUAUUGUAUGCAAAGGUUUUGUGUUUGUUUGUCUGUUUGUUUUAUUCUGUAAAGCAACCACCUUCCUUACUGGAGGGAGAUAAUUUUUUUUUUUUUUGGUACAUAAGUGUAAAUACUUGCUGCAGCAUUUAAUAUGUUUAAUUUUAUGUUAAGCUUUUUGUUGCAUUGUGAACCCAUUAUUGUUACAAAUGGACAAUGAGUUCAUUGAGACUGUUCAACUAGGUCAGAUUUUUACAUCUCUUUCUAGCUAGAAGAGAGGAUUUUUGUGCAUUUGUACAAAUGUUAAUAAUAUCACUGCAAUUCCAAUAUAAUAAAGCACUCAAAUACAAAUAA
Dromaius novaehollandiae (emu) is the source of this 8265-nucleotide messenger RNA. It is a transcript of the gene CREB5, whose product is annotated as cAMP responsive element binding protein 5. Lineage: Eukaryota; Metazoa; Chordata; Aves; Casuariiformes; Dromaiidae. The record is from RefSeq and is a predicted model, not a curated record. Gene Ontology annotation, biological process: regulation of transcription by RNA polymerase II. The transcript is spliced from 11 exons. Bases 191 to 1696 code for a protein of 501 amino acids. Gene Ontology annotation, molecular function: cAMP response element binding; DNA-binding transcription factor activity, RNA polymerase II-specific.